AUUGAGUCGUGCAUUCCCAAUCCCCCGUCUUGCCUCUGUAAAAUAAACUCAAACCCCCAUUUUCCCAAAACAAAGUAAUCUCACACGCAUACAGAUUUUGCAUAAUUGGAUUGGAUUUUCGUUUUUGUUGCCUAUUGGAUCCGAUUUCAAACCCUAGAUUUGAGUGGAACAUAAUUUUGAUCUCUGUGCUAAAAAGAAAAUGGCGCAUCGAAGAUCAAAAUUAUUGCUCAUUUUGUGCAUUUAUAGUUACUGUCUAAUUUCCCUUGCUGCGAAGAGUUACUACGACAUUCUGCAGGUGACUAAAAGCGCUUCUGAUGACCAAAUAAAACGAGCUUACCGGAAGCUUGCGUUGAAAUAUCAUCCGGAUAAGAACCAAGGAAAUGAAGAAGCUAACAAGAAAUUUGCUGAAAUUAACAAUGCAUAUGAAGUGUUAUCGGAUGGUGAGAAGAGAAGUAUAUAUGAUAGGUACGGUGAAGAGGGACUUAAACAGCAUGCUGCCAAUGGUGGUGGUAGUAGAUCUGGUGGAAUGAAUUUCCAAGACAUAUUUAGCUCGUUUUUUGGUGGAGGCCCAAUGGAAGAAGAAGAGAAGAUCGUGAAAGGCGAUGACGUGAUUAUUGAACUGGAUGCAACACUUGAAGAUCUGUAUAUGGGGGGUUCUUUGAAGGUUUGGAGGGAGAAAAAUGUGUUAAAACCAGCCCCUGGAAAGAGGCGCUGCAAUUGUAGAAAUGAGGUUUAUCACAAGCAAAUUGGUCCAGGGAUGUUCCAGCAGAUGACAGAGCAGGUCUGUGAACAAUGCCCAAAUGUGAAGUUUGAAAGGGAGGGUUAUUUCGUUACUGUGGAUAUUGAAAAAGGAAUGCAGGAUGGGCAAGAAGUUGUCUUUUACGAAGAUGGGGAGCCCAUUAUAGACGGUGAAGCUGGAGACCUGAAGUUUCGCAUUCGUACUGCACCUCAUGAUCGCUUCAGGAGGGAAGGAAAUGACCUGCACACAACAGUUACUAUUACUUUGGUGCAAGCUCUUGUUGGUUUUGAGAAGACUAUCAAACACCUCGACGAUCAUUUAGUGGAUAUAAGCUUCAAGGGUAUUACGAAACCGAAGGAAGUGAGAAAGUUUAAAGGAGAAGGGAUGCCAUUACAUUUUAGCAAUAAGAAUGGCGAUUUAUAUGUCAAGUUUGAGGUUCUUUUCCCAACUUCACUAACAGAGGAUCAAAAGACAAAGAUCAAGGCAAUUCUUGAUUAAUUGAUACAAAUUCCCAUCAUGGGGGGCUUUUUUUUUUAAUUACCUUUUUUCCCCCCUCUCUCGGUGGGCGGUGGGUGGAAUUGGGUUAAGAUUUCCUAUUGAGGUUUGGUUUCUACCUCACCACAUAUGUCUAACAUGUUAUGUUGAAUUAGCUUUAGAUGUAUUUAAGGAUUAUAUGCAUCUUGAUAUCGAUCCUACUGUUGAAAGAAUUGAGAAUCGGACGUCCUCUGUAUUUUUGGGAAUUUAUGUAAUAUUUUUCAUCCAAUUGCGAUGGGGAAAUUUUGGUAGUUUUUUCAA
Molecule: messenger RNA, 1534 nt
Organism: Olea europaea var. sylvestris
Lineage: Eukaryota; Viridiplantae; Streptophyta; Magnoliopsida; Lamiales; Oleaceae
Product: dnaJ protein ERDJ3B-like
Exons: 10
Coding region: 200-1237 (345 amino acids)
Biological process (GO): protein folding
Source: RefSeq, a predicted model, not a curated record